Molecule: messenger RNA, 1211 nt
Organism: Volvox carteri f. nagariensis
Lineage: Eukaryota; Viridiplantae; Chlorophyta; Chlorophyceae; Chlamydomonadales; Volvocaceae
Exons: 8
Coding region: 111-965 (284 amino acids)
Biological process (GO): negative regulation of MAP kinase activity; protein dephosphorylation; abscisic acid-activated signaling pathway
Cellular component (GO): nucleus
Molecular function (GO): protein tyrosine/serine/threonine phosphatase activity; MAP kinase phosphatase activity
Source: RefSeq, a predicted model, not a curated record
AACUUCAUCGUCUUAACCUCACAUGGCUAUUAGUACGCAUUCCAGAACCUUAAUACGUUUGCUGUCCUGUGCGAGCAUGCCCUUUCACACGGCCUAGGAAGUAUCAAACCAUGAAGGCCAAAAGGGACAGAGAGGAGCCCUGCUUCAUAUGCAAUCACUACCACGAUCACGAGAGUGGAGAGCCUUGUCAGAUCUGUGGUCAUGUCCUGACCCAAGCGGAGCGGCGCCAGCUGGAGCACUCGGUGCUUCCCACCGGAAUUAUCCCGGGAAGCCUCUACCUUGGCAGCUAUGACACAGCCUCCCGCUCGGAGCUUCUUCGGGCCAUGGGAAUCACGCACAUCCUCAAUACAUGGCCCAGCAACCCCGCCCUCUUCAAAAACAGCUUCACGUAUCAUACAGUUUCCUCAGCGCCCGUCGACUUUCAGGAGUGCUUUGACUUCAUAGAUAACGUCCUAAAGUCGGAGCAGAAGGUGCUGGUGUACUGCAUGACCGGCAGCUCCAGGUCGCCGUCGGUGGUGAUCGCAUACCUGAUGAAGCACCGCGGGUGGCGAUUAGCAGAGAGCUAUAAGUGGGUCAAGGACAAGCGGCCCGCUAUAAACAUUAAGGACGAGGACGCCAAGCGGCUGAUGGAAUUUGAGGUUCAGCUGCAUGGCAGCUGCUCGGUGCCCCUGGGCCUCGCAGUGCUAAACAAUGCACCUACGUUUGCACCACAGGUUCAACCAAACCCAACGGCCGCCCAGGUGUCCGAAGCCGUGGCUACCCCUUCGACGUCUGGACCGACUUUCGGCGCGCAGGGGUCUCAGAGCCAGUGGAGCCUAACCAGUGCGUCAGCACCCGUGGAAGGCUUUCGCUUUGGGGCGAGCACGCAGCAGCCGCAACAGCCACAGCUUGGACUGGAGGAGAACCCUUUCGCCGCAGCGCGGCGCAUAGGGGUCGGAGGGAACGACAUGGAAACGGGGGUGUAGUAGAGAAUGCAAGGCGCGACAGGGUCUGUUUGAUAUGCCGACCGUUUUUGUGAGACUAGGUUUGUUGCUGCAGGAUGCUCAAUACAAAGUUUUGAGGUGUCCGGGCUGCAGUUUCAGCGAAAGGGUUGUUGUGAAGUCGUUUUGGGGCUUUUGCGUCAACUUAAACCCCAAAACGUUGCAAGAAGUACAGACUGGAGUUGCGCAUUCGGUCUCGAAGCCCUAUUACGUGUAAGCUUUGGGCGAAUA